Lacerta agilis (Sand lizard) is the source of this 1008-nucleotide messenger RNA. Its product is annotated as acetylgalactosaminyl-O-glycosyl-glycoprotein beta-1,3-N-acetylglucosaminyltransferase-like. Lineage: Eukaryota; Metazoa; Chordata; Lepidosauria; Squamata; Lacertidae. The transcript is spliced from 2 exons. Gene Ontology annotation, cellular component: membrane. The record is from RefSeq and is a predicted model, not a curated record. Bases 1 to 1008 code for a protein of 335 amino acids. Gene Ontology annotation, molecular function: protein N-acetylglucosaminyltransferase activity.
AUGAAGAAUGGUUUCCUGGCUCUCUGCAGGCUUCCGUCCCGCCCCUUCCGAAGGACCCACCAGCUGGGGGUGGCAGUGGGGCUCCUCGUCUUCGCCAUCCUGUACAUCUGCCUGACCCACUGGGAGAACCUCUCCGCCCAGCGCAGGUCCGUCGUCCUGCAGACGGGCAGCUGCCGCUUCCGGCUGGACCUCGGCGUCCACGUCGCCCUGUACCCGCACCUGCAGCGGUAUCGUUGCCGGGCGCUGAUCUGGGAGGAGUCCUGGUGCCACGGCCCCUGGGCCGCCCCUCUGCUCCUCCUAGCCAUCAAGUCGCACCCGGCGUCCCGCAAAAGGAGGGCCGUCCUGCGCCGCACGUGGGCCCGGCAGAGGUUGAUGGGCGGCUUCUGGCUCCAGCCCGUCUUCCUGGUGGCCACGGCCUCCGAAGACAGCCUGGCCCAGGUGCUGCUGCAGGAAAUCCAGGCGUUCAGGGACAUCCUCUGGUGGGACUUUGUGGAGUCGCCCCGCAACCAGUCCCUGAAGGAGCUCUGCUUGCUCCAGUGGGUCCACAACCGCUGCCAGAGGGUGGCCUACAUCUUCAAAGCGAACGAUGACAUCUUUGUGAACCCGUAUGCCGUGACGCAGUACCUCAAUCAGCUCCCCAGAGCCUCCCACUUCAUCCACGGGAACCUGGCCAACGAGGAACCCGUCAUGAGGACGGGGGACGCCGCGGUGCCCUGCCUCCUCUACCCGCUGGAGCGCUACCCGCCGUUCAUCGCGGGGGGAACCAUCCUGCCCGGAGCCUUGAUCCCGGAGCUGUACCGGGUCUCCCUGCAGCUGCCCGUCUUCCCACUCGCCGAGGCUUAUGUGGGGUUCCUGGCCUUGGCGGCCGACAUCACCCUCCGCCACGAGGGGCGCUUCCAGGUGUGGGGGCUCGUAAAGGACGAGCUCCAAGCGUACAAGGAGUCCCUCACCGUCCACGGGGUCUCGAUGGAGAGGAUGGAGGAAGUGUGGAACAAGCUCUGGAACUGA